UGUAUACCGUAUAUCGUCAUACGAUGGCCAAGUUUUAUAAACUGGAUAUAAAUCGCACGGAAUGGGAAAUCCCUGACACCUAUCAACAAUUACAAUCGGUUGGUAGUGGGGCAUAUGGACAAGUAUGCAAAGCCAUUGUACGUGGGUCCAAUAUGAAAGUGGCAAUCAAGAAGUUGGCCCGCCCAUUCCAGUCUGCCGUACAUGCAAAAAGGACAUACCGUGAAUUGAGACUAUUGAAGCACAUGGAUCAUGAAAAUGUCAUUGGUUUAUUAGAUGUCUUUCAUCCCGGUCAACCACCAAAUUCUUUAGAAAAUUUUCAGCAAGUUUAUUUGGUGACACAUCUUAUGGAUGCGGACCUCAAUAACAUAAUUCGUACUCAAAAAUUGUCGGACGACCACGUACAGUUUUUGGUCUAUCAAAUUCUUAGAGGUCUAAAGUACAUUCAUAGCGCUGGAAUAAUACACAGAGAUUUGAAGCCAUCAAAUAUUGCUGUUAAUGAGGAUUGUGAAUUAAGAAUUCUAGAUUUUGGAUUGGCACGACCAGCAGAAAGCGAAAUGACGGGUUAUGUAGCUACUCGUUGGUAUAGAGCUCCAGAAAUCAUGCUUAAUUGGAUGCACUAUAACCAAACUGUUGAUAUUUGGUCUGUAGGUUGCAUCAUGGCUGAGCUGCUUACAGGACGCACGCUUUUCCCGGGUACAGACCAUAUACACCAAUUAAAUUUGAUAAUGGAAAUUUUAGGUACUCCACCAGAAGAUUUUAUGCAGAAAAUUUCUUCAGAUAGCGCUCGCAAUUAUAUUCGUUCGCUACCGAUUAUGCAGCGCCGUAAUUUCCGCGACGUGUUUCGCGGAGCAAAUCCUUUGGCAAUAGAUCUCUUGGAGAAAAUGUUAGAAUUAGAUUCUGAGAAACGUAUUACAGCAGAACAGGCUUUAGCCCAUCCAUAUAUGGAGAAAUAUCACGAUCCUACAGAUGAACAAACUUCACCAUUAUAUGAUCAAAGUUUUGAAGAUAUGGAUUUGUCAGUUGAAAAGUGGAAAGAACUAGUAUUUAAUGAAGUAUUGAAUUUUACGCCAUUGCCGGCCUUCGCUGAUGUUCUAAGACAAGCUCAACAAUCGCCUGGCCAAGGCCAAAGGUCACAACAAUAA
This is a messenger RNA of Musca vetustissima, 1142 nucleotides long. RefSeq names its product mitogen-activated protein kinase p38b (gene p38b). The record is from RefSeq and is a predicted model, not a curated record. The coding region runs from base 24 to 1142 and encodes 372 amino acids. Gene Ontology annotation, cellular component: cytoplasm; nucleus. Gene Ontology annotation, biological process: intracellular signal transduction; protein phosphorylation. Gene Ontology annotation, molecular function: MAP kinase activity; ATP binding. The transcript is spliced from 2 exons. Lineage: Eukaryota; Metazoa; Arthropoda; Insecta; Diptera; Muscidae.